Molecule: messenger RNA, 804 nt
Organism: Phoenix dactylifera (date palm)
Lineage: Eukaryota; Viridiplantae; Streptophyta; Magnoliopsida; Arecales; Arecaceae
Source: RefSeq, a predicted model, not a curated record
AUGGUUCGCUGUGUUGCCAAACUGACAGACGAUCUCAUGGUGGAGAUCCUUUCUCGUCUGCCGACCAAGUCCUUUUUCCGGUUUCAAUGCGUCUCCAAGUCCUGGCUCGCCCUUUCCUCUGAUCCCUACUAUCAGAAUAACUUCCCUCGUGCUGCAUCUGGCCUCUUCGUCAAUGUCCCUUAUGGAGACAUGACCGUUUACAGGCAUCGGAGGCGUAUCCAAUAUAUUAGCCUCUCAAACAACGAUGACGAUCUUGCCAUCGACACCUCUCUCAGUUUCUUGCGCAAGUUAUGGAAUAUGGAGGUGAUCAGCUCCUCCAAUGGGCUGCUCCUCUGCCGCUCGUGGGUCCGAGAAAUCGACUCCAUAUCUCCUCUAAUCUAUGGCGACUUCCACGCUAUAUCCCUCUACGUCUGCAAUCCCGCCACUAGAGAGUGGGCUGUCCUCCCUGAAGAAGAUGAUAUCUACGGGUACCUUGCUUUGGGCUUCGAACCUCGCCUCUCCCACCACUACCAUGUCCUCCGCUUCGGCGGCGACGACGACGGGAUCCCUAGGUUUAGGAUCUUCUCGACUAGGACAAACCAGUGGGUGGAGAGCGAAGUCUCUUAUGGCAGAACGUAUAACAGCCUACAGGCUACUUUCACCAAUGGGAUUUUCUAUGUUGCAUACGGUCUAAACCAAGUCUGGGGAGUUGAUCCAGAGGGAAAGGUUUGCCACAGAAUCGAGCUGCCUGAGUCCGAUGGCAUGGACUGUCUGGACACUCAGGGGGUUAUUUGCAUUAUAUGCUGCGAAGCAAGGGUAAGAUAA